Messenger RNA from Bradysia coprophila, 3586 nucleotides. Its product is annotated as 3-hydroxyisobutyryl-CoA hydrolase, mitochondrial-like. Gene Ontology annotation, molecular function: 3-hydroxyisobutyryl-CoA hydrolase activity. Gene Ontology annotation, biological process: L-valine catabolic process. The record is from RefSeq and is a predicted model, not a curated record. Lineage: Eukaryota; Metazoa; Arthropoda; Insecta; Diptera; Sciaridae.
AUUCCGAAUUGAGUUAGUAGUGUUUUGAAUUUGCCUGCUAUUCAGUUGACUUUCGGUGCAGAGUGAAAGAAAAUGUCGGUGAAAUUUUUAAAUUAUUUCGACUAUGGAUCGGCCGGAGUGAUUCAACUAAAUCGACCAGAGGCAAUGAAUGCCUUCAAUGGGGAGAUGCUAAGGAAUUCGUAUGAGUUGCUCUCAAAGACGGAGAAUCGAAAUGAAAUAAUCAUUAUUAAGGGCACACGGAAAGUCUUCUGUGUUGGUGGAGAUCUUAAGGAACUGCCUUACCUGCCAGUAGCAGAGACAAGCAGUGUCUACACAGAUAUUUAUGGCAUCUAUGAUCUGAUUGCGAAUUCCCCUAAGCACUUUGUUGCUCUAAUCGAUGGACUAGCAAUAGGAGGUGCUUCAAUCUACUCCCAGCCGGCAGAAUACAGAAUAGUCACGGAAAAAACCGUAAUGUUCAUGCCAGAAACAACAAUUGGAUAUUAUAAUGACGUUGGGUCGAGCCAUUUUCUGUCUCGAUUGGGCAACCAUUUUGGCAUUUACAUGGGUAUGACGGGAAUAAAGGUAAAGGGAUACGAUCUGAAAACUGUUGGCUUGGCUUCGCAUUUUGUCGAAAGUCACAAAUUGGCGGAACUGGAGAAAACUUUAAUUAAAUGUAAAGAUCGCAAGGAUGUGGACACAGCUUUGAGUCACUUCUCAUCUGACGUUGAAACCCGCCCCAAUGCACUUGACGAAAUUCUUCCGAGAAUCAACAAAUGCUUUGAUGGUGCGACAGUCGAAGAAAUUUUCGCCAAUCUUCAAUCUGAUGGCAGCGAUUGGGCGAUCAAAACUCUGAACACUUUAAAGAAAAACUCACCAACAUCGUUGAAAGUUGCGCAUCGUGCUAUCACCACGGGAAGAAAUCUUUCGAUGCGAGAUUGCUUGAAAAUGGAAUUGCGUAUUUCUGUCAAUUUCGUCGGUGUCGGUGACUUUAGGGAGGGUGUCCGGGCGAUAUUAGUUGACAAGGAUUUCAAACCGCAAUGGAGCAAAAAUUCUAUUUAUGAAGUCACAAAAGAAGAUGUUGACAGAUUCUUUAAGUCGAUACCAGAAUUAUAUGAGCUUAGAUUCAGGAAUCGUGUUGCCAGCCGCUUAUAAUAUGAUAGAGUUGGAAAGGGUAAUUCUUUAGAAAUUUCUAGCGACUUAUAACAAUGAUGGCAAUUUUUACGACUCCAAUUAUAGUUGUAAAAGUUUUUGACUAUUUCUAAGAAUUUUUUUUCCAUUUUUCAUACAUUUUUGACGUAAUUUGUUUCUUAAAACUGGUUCACCCAAUGGGUGAAUCACCCAUACUACCUCAAUACAGUUUUAGCAUACCAAGCGCGCGAGUGAAGGCUCAUCGCCAGCACUAAGACGACCCGCUUUUUUAAGAAAUAGUUUGAUAACUCUCAACAGGCAGCACAAAAAUCCAGGGCCAAACGUCAAAAAUGUCAUGUCAUUUUCUUUAGUCCCUGAAAAGUACCAAACUCGAGCGAGGGCUCAUUCGACAGCACUAAACGAGCACUAAAUGAUAGGCCUAAUUCUAAAACAGCACUAAAUGGUGGUGGUGCCAACGACAUGUACCUCUAUUAACUCGUAUAAACACGUAAAAUGUAGUCAGGUUGUAUGGGUGUACCAGCACUCGAAGUAAAUUUUAUUGUUGUAAGGAAAAUUUUGAGGAAAAGCGGGAAAAUCUAUGAAAAAUUGGUAGUAAAAUAUGAAGACUUUCCCAAACAGCAUGUUAUGUUAAAAAUGUGUGAAAAAAUAUUCCUAAAACCUCUUAAAUAAAUUUUGUAGAAAUAAUCCCUGGCUAGAGUUCAAAUUUAGUUAUAAUUCUACGGCAAAGGAAUAAUUAUGUAAUUCUAGGAUUUAUCGGUUUAUUCGAUUUAUUCAAUGAAAAAUCCAAAACAUGUCUUUUCCUUUGACUCUAUUGAAGUGUUGUUUGCAACACCAGCCUGAACUAUAAACAGGUAUACCAUCACUUUUUCCGGCGCAAAGCAUUGCAAAUAAACCAAGUUAUGCAGAAUAUGACUGUACCGUCGAUAGGAAAUAGGAUAUAGCAUGAGGUGGUGUGAUUGAUGUUUAAUAUAGUAAAAUAUUAUGCCAAGAUUUAGCGGGAAAAAAAUUGCAUAGUUUCUAUGCUAAUACACAGUGGUGACAAGAUGGUCGGAUAUAUCACACCGACAGGAUGACAGAUACCACCGUUUCAUAGAUGAUACAUCAAGUGGUUAUAUAAAAAAAACAUUCUGUGCAUUAUACAUGUCGCUUUUAUGGAUUGUUUUAUGGAAUGUUGCAGAUGAAAGUUUUUGAACUUUUCAGUUGAAUAUUUAACGGUUAUUAAUGGAACAAAACAGUUUUCCGGUUUAUUUCAACCGUCACAUACUAUAUGACAUAUAGUCAACAUAAAUUUCCACAGAGACACCUUGACAUCUCACUAUAGUCUGUUCCAAUAGAACGAUUAAAGGGCGAGAGCCCCACUUACAUUUCAACCGUACCCCUUCGUUUGAAAUGCAUUGCAUAAGGGGGAGCUUUCGAAUGUCAAAUUGUAAACUUACAGCGUGUAAUAGGCAACUUCUUUGUUCGGAUAACCACCUGUUGUCGACAGUCCAAAUUUACCACACAGUUCAUGAGUUCGAAUUGUUUGGAAAGGUGUUCUCUACUGGUGUCAAUUUUUGUCAAGGUCGUCAUUGAUUCUUCAAAGUUUAGUAGUUCAGGUUGCUAAACAAAAGGAUCGAUUUACUUGCGAACAUGGAAACCUUUGUUAAAACUCUAAACCAGGACGAUGAUUGAUUGUUCUGUUGCUAUUGUUUUUGAGCACUAGGAGGGCUAUUAACUCCUGCAUGAUCGUAGUUAAUCACUAAAUAAAGAGCAUUACAUUAAUUCUUAGGACUCCUAAGUUAAGAGUUAGUCCACACCACAACUCUGUUCAAUUAAUUGCAAAACCAAAGCACCUCCUAGUACAGUCGUAGAAAUUUGUCUAUGUCAAUGAGAAUAGUUUCUAUUACUAUACUUUGUCCUUUGGUCACAUUAAUAGCAUCAAUUUUAGCACCAAACCAGUUCGUCUAUAAUGUAACCUAACUCAACGUUAUAGUGGCUCAGACCAGAGAGCCGAUCAAAAAUCGUCGGCGGCGUCUAGCCGUCCCAAAAGAGCUGGCGGCCGGCGGCUGAGUCGGCUCAGCCGUUCUAAAAGAGGAGGCGGCGACUGGGCCUAGCCGCCGGUUAAAAAGUCGGCUGGCGGCGGCUGUAGUAUUAUUUGUCUUACAAUAACAACAGCAACAAUUAUUACAAAAAAUUUAAGAUUUAUUCGAAGAACGAUUGAACACAUUCAUAGGUUCGAUUAUAAAGUUAAAGUUAAUACUAAAAAUACUAAAAAUAGAGAACUAAAACUCGAAGUGCUCCUUGACGAGAUCAAAGUUUUCAUGAAUGAAUAAAAUUUUUUGCAUCGUAAAUGGAUUUAAGUUAGAUUUGUGUUUUGUCAUCAGAAUUCCUGCUACCGAAAAGAAUCUCUCAACGAUAGCAGAGGUUGCCAUAAAAGAUAAAAUUACUUUUGAGAUUGUACUCAUGUACGGAUACUGUU